AUGUCAAACAGGACAAAAGUCCGAGUUAAAUCUGAUGUAUCAGAAGAAUUAUUGAAAAAUAGGUUGAUAAAAGAAAUUACAUUUGUAGAAAAUAAUCUUGACACUAUUGAUAUAAAAAUAGUUAUGGAAUUUUCUAUUUUAAAGAAUAGAAAUUGGGUAAUAUAUCGAGUUGGUGGUGUUCAGUUAUUUCCAGUAAACAGAAAUAAUGGUUCAUACACAAUCCCAGUUACCAUAAGAAAUAUUAAUUUUGAAUUUACACCUAAUUUUGAAUCUUAUUCAGAAUCUAAUUUUGCAGUAAACUCUUUUUUGACAAAUCAUAUUGUCAUAUCUAAUGAACAAAAAAAUUUCAGAAGAAUUUUACAAGAUGAAAGUAAUAUUGAAGAAGAAAUAAUUAUUAUUAUUCUUAAUAACACUGGAAAUAUAUUUGAAGAAUCUCUUUCUGGUUCCUUAAUUCUUAUAUCAAAUCCUAUUUUAUUAACACAUUUUAAAGCUUAUUAUAAGCUUAGUCAUAUACUUUUUUGGUGUUUAUUACAUGAACUUCCUUUUUCACAUUGGUUUCAUGAAUUACACUUAAAUUUUAUUAUAGGAAUUUUUAUAAAUACUACAAGUUUACUACAGGAAAUAAACCCAGUAAUAUAUUCAAUAGUACAAAAAAUUCAAGUUGAAAAAAAUAUAAAUGAUAUACUUGAAUUUAAAGAAUGGACAAUAUCACAGAAAUUUAAACCUAAAGAAUUAGCUACAUUUAUUAUAAAUUAUGAAGUAACUACUAUUCGUGAACCAGAAUUAAUAUAG
Molecule: messenger RNA, 792 nt
Organism: Diversispora eburnea
Lineage: Eukaryota; Fungi; Glomeromycota; Glomeromycetes; Diversisporales; Diversisporaceae
Source: the annotation of a GenBank genome assembly